UUAAGCAAGAGGCCCUGCCUCUGUGACGCAACUAAUCUGCAGCUGAGUUGCAGACUCCUGGCAUCUACAGAAGUACCAGUUUUACUUUCAAAGUUAUAUCAAAAAGAUGCAGAAAAACUACACUUCAAGAAGUGGAUGAAGAGUUAAAUGCUAGCAAGAGUGCAAAGUGCGUGCUUGUCCGGGUAGAAAACAGCUUUAACAAAGGAUCAAGCAGGAAGAUAAGAAGAUACAAGACAAGAGAGAAGACAUAAGCUAAAAGGAAGCAAGGAAACAAACUGAAGAGAAACAAGACCGGAGAGUGAAAAAGAACAAAGACGAACAAAGGAAACUGUUGAGGAACAAAGGUCAGAGAAGGCAAAAUUGGCAACAGAACAGAGAGAGAAGAGUAAAGAAACACCACCAUGUCCCACCGGCUGUUUGAGGGGAAGGCUCAUGCCUCCAUCUACCAAAAGUAUCGAUUUACUCCUCCAGAUGAGGUCAAGAACUAUAUUCUUCAGUAUCUAAACAAAAGGAAGGGAGAGCCACAUGUACUGGCAGUGGAUCUGGGAUGUGGGACAGGUCAGAAUUCCCGGCUACUGGCACCGUACUUCCAGGAAGUGGUGGGCAUUGACAUUAGCGAGUGUCAACUGGAGGAGGCCAGAGCUGUGCCAGGGUUUCCUAACGUCACAUACAGGAAGGGGGUAGCAGAGGUCCUUCCUUUUCCAGAUGGCUCAGUAGACUUGCUGACAGCAGCGUCAGCAGCCCACUGGUUUGAUCAGUCGAGGUUCCUAGUUGAGGCAAGUCGGGUUUUAAAACCCCGGGGUUGCAUGGCUCUGCUGGGCUUCUGUGACUCUAACACCAGACUUCACUACCAGAACUGUGGAGAAAGACUCACUCACAUCUAUGAAGAGGUGAAGCUGGCGCUGUUGCCACACACUAGCAAUCAAGUAGCUGUAUCUGAGGGUAAGCUGGAAGAGAUCUACUCAGCCAUCCCUUUUCCAGACAAAGAGAGGAUUGAGAGUAUUCGGGUGAGCUCACCAAUCUCUGUGAGGAACCUGGUGGGUUUCAUUGAGACCUGGUCCAUGUUCCAAGCUUCCAAGAAAAAAGAUCCCCAGACUGCUGAAGACCUGCUGCUCAAGACUCAGAAGAGGUUUCUGGAGGAGAUGGGAGUCACGUCUCCUGACACUGAAAUAGAGCAUGAACUGGAAUAUUUCUGUGUCCUGGCAUCAAAACCACAAUAAUCAACAAUGUGGCAUUGAGAGAGAGAGAGAGAGAGAGAGAGAGAGAGAGAGUGUCAGAUAUGCUGCAGUUUUCUAUUUGUUAACUUAGGAGUGUGCUUGUGAUUGUCUUGUGUAAUGCAAGUGGAUAAGUCAUCUGACAAAUAAUUCUGAUCAGACUUACAAUAUUAUCCCUUAACACUGCUUUUUGUCAUAGUUUAACGAAUAGUUUACAGUUGAUGUACUUGUGUGUUGACAUAUUCAUCAAUAGAACAUUUACAAAUGAUUUCAUAUGUACUGAAUUUUGCUUGUAAGUAAAUUUUGUUUCUCAACAGAACAGCUGAUCCCUUGUAGCCUUAAACGCACACUGAGAGGUUAUAUAACUGAGAAAAAAUAAAUUCUUUUGAAAUAUAA
Micropterus dolomieu (smallmouth bass) is the source of this 1610-nucleotide messenger RNA. RefSeq lists its product as uncharacterized. Bases 402 to 1220 code for a protein of 272 amino acids. The transcript is spliced from 7 exons. Gene Ontology annotation, molecular function: S-adenosylmethionine-dependent methyltransferase activity. The record is from RefSeq and is a predicted model, not a curated record. Lineage: Eukaryota; Metazoa; Chordata; Actinopteri; Centrarchiformes; Centrarchidae.